GUUUGGGAGAGGAGCUGCACACUGAAUUCAGCUGCACUCAGAAGAUCAGACAGGUUCUCCUUCAAAGGGGAAGGGGGUGGGGGGUAGGAAAAACCAUUUAUUUAUUCCUGAAAAGAAGGGAGGUAGGAAAGAAAGAAACUAAUAUAUAGCUAGACAUACAUAUUUCACAGAAAAGGAUGCUUUGGAAGACUUUGCUUCUGCUGCUGUUCUAUUAUAGUGCUCAUGCCACUGUAAACUACAGAUGGAGUAGAGCUAUGCUUUACCCAGCUGCUCAACGGUUGAAGAGGUCCUCAGCUGCCUUCCUUAAUCCAGUGCUACAAAACUCCCUGGAAGAUGUGGUGCUGCUAUAUGAGUUUCUUUUAGCUGAGCUUGACAUUGACAAAGGUCAGAGGAUCUCCAUCAAAGAUGAGGAGCUGGCUUCGCUUAGGAAGGCUGCUGAGUUUGACACCAUCUGCAAUGAGGUCAUUCCCAAGAGCAUCACAGAGAUCCGCAGGCUGAGUAGCAGGCUGUCCUCUUACCCAAGAGUCCUCAAGAAAGAAGACUUUGAAAGGACAGUGCUGACCAUGGUCUACGCAGCCUACAGGGCUGCUCAGUCCCAGGGACACCAGAAGGACACUUGGGCGGAAUCCUUUGUCAAUCUUUACAAAGCACUGAAGAAUGACUUGAUGUUUCCAUACAACAAAGAGACAUCAUAGAAGGAGACUCGAAACAGCAGCUGCUCAGCCAUUUCUUCUGGUUGAUGAGGGGCACACUUAGCACGUCCACCCCUUCAUUCUAUGAAAGGUUUAACAGCCCGCUUCAUGAGAGAUUAUUUGUUUUCUAGCUCCCUCUUGUGGAAUUCACUUUAUAGAUACAUGUUAAAUGGGGAAAAAGCUUGUCUUCAAUCUCCCCAGUUUUUGUUUGUUUGUUUGUUUGUUUGUUUUGUUGUUGUUCUUUUUUGUGUUGGCUUUGAGGCAUUUUCUGUAAAAGGAAAAUAAGGAAGUCUGGUGUAUAUCCCAGACAGGUAUGCCCUUAUUUCAUCUGUGUGUUUCUUAUAAGCAAUGUGCACGUGUGCUGGAGAAUGCUGCUUUCCUCGCUGAGGAAAUAACUUCAUAUUUCAGCUGCUCAGUAAAAGAAUACUAAAAAGAGAUGCAAAGGCCUUCUGUAAAAGGAAGAGGUUUCAUAACUGUCAGCCUUCAGAAAUUAUGGAAAAUAUAUGCAUUCCAAAUAUUCCUGUAAACAAGCACUGUCUGACUCACUUCAUUUGGCUGAGCCAGUUUUUAAUCACAAUAACAUUCGCAGAAAACAAAGGGCAUUGUGACUACCAGCAGCAAACAAUGCCUGUGAACAUAUUCCCCAGUCCCCAGAACCACCCUCCCAAUGUCUUUCAUUAUUUGCACAUGACUUUGCUUCUGCUCCUUUAUUUUUGAGUUGAACAUGGAUUUAUCCUCUGUGGAGUAAAAGGCAAAACAAAAGCUCUAUUUAAUUUAAUGAUGACAAUUUAUUUUCUGAUUCUAUCACUUGAACUUAGAUCAUCUAAAUCAGUGUGUCAGAAUCCCUCUGAGGAAGGGGAAGAAGGUGGAUUAAAACAUACAUGGUGCUGAAUUCAUCAGUGUGGCUCAUUUCUGAUUGUAAAUUAUGUUGUUCACCUGUGUAUAUGUGUGUGUGUUUGUGUGAGUGCAUGAAGAGUCUUAUUUUAUUCACUCAGGAAAUAAUUAUAUCCAAGCACCUGGAAGGAAAGGCUUUUCUUCAGUCUGGUGGUGGGAAUAGUAAAUGUGGGAGCAGAGGAAAAGCAGUACUUGUUUAUAGCAAAGCCUGUUUGUAGAAGUCGUGCAACAGAUUGUUAUAAACUGUUAAAGAAAAAGUGUGGAGACUGUGGCUUUAAUGGACAGAGAAAGGAACGACAUCUUGUGACAGAAAUGGCAAACAAUGAAGGAUCCAAACUCUUCAUACUUUGUCCACAGGUUAUAUGGAUACUGGUUCUCUACUGGCGUUCGAGUUGUUUCUGCUUCCACAGUGUAAGAAAGAGAUGAGCAUACCUCAUCCUUUUAUACCAGCACUCUUUCUAUUUACAUAAUUUCUUAAGGAGAAAAAAAGCAAACCAAAACUGAGGCUGUAAAGGAUGACUGAGGAUACCAAAUCAGUUCCUGAGACAUGUUUAAUUGCUUCUGCAUCACAGCUAUGAUGUGCUUCCAUACAUAGGGUGGGGUACUGUGGGUGCCCCAUCUCUGGAGGUUUUCAAGCCAGGUUGGAUGGGGCCUUGGGUGGCCUAAUCUAGUGGAAAGUGUCCCUGACCACAGCAGGGGUAUUGGAACUCUAGGGGCUUUGAGGUCCCUUCCAACCCAAACUAUUCUGUGAUUCUAUGAUUCUAUAAUCUGGGCAAAUGGAGCAAUAAGAUCUACAUCUCUUAACAGGAAUACUCCAAGGCCUGGAGAAAAAAAAGCCCAUCCAAAGCCAUUUAAAAAGAAACACUCAAUCAGUCAAAGCACACUGGGUUUGGCAAUUGCUUGUGGGAAUGGGGGCUCACAGCAGCCUUAGGGACAGGUUGAAAAUGGCAAGAACAUCUGGAAAAAUGGCAUAUGAAAGUCAGAAUCAAUCUUUUUUGUUGUUAGCAGUUUCACUAUGAGCAUGCAUGAGUACACACAGUUGCAGGUACAUACACAUGCGUAGUUUCGCUUUUGCAUCUGAAGGCUUUUGGUGGUCAUUUUUGACAUCUGGCAGGUAUACUUCAAAGGAAGCUGAAAAUCUUAGCUACAAA
Messenger RNA from Tympanuchus pallidicinctus (lesser prairie-chicken), 2737 nucleotides. RefSeq names its product family with sequence similarity 180 member A (gene FAM180A). The coding region runs from base 177 to 695 and encodes 172 amino acids. The record is from RefSeq and is a predicted model, not a curated record. The transcript has 3 exons. Lineage: Eukaryota; Metazoa; Chordata; Aves; Galliformes; Phasianidae.